Messenger RNA from Rhea pennata, 2727 nucleotides. It is a transcript of the gene RARG, whose product is annotated as retinoic acid receptor gamma. NCBI's taxonomy places the organism in Eukaryota, Metazoa, Chordata, Aves, Rheiformes, Rheidae. The transcript is spliced from 8 exons. The record is from RefSeq and is a predicted model, not a curated record. The coding region runs from base 50 to 1363 and encodes 437 amino acids. Gene Ontology annotation, molecular function: nuclear glucocorticoid receptor binding; RNA polymerase II cis-regulatory region sequence-specific DNA binding; zinc ion binding. Gene Ontology annotation, biological process: cellular response to corticotropin-releasing hormone stimulus; regulation of transcription by RNA polymerase II; retinoic acid receptor signaling pathway. Gene Ontology annotation, cellular component: transcription regulator complex; nucleus.
CCGGGGCCGAAGCGGGCCGGGCCGGGCCGGGCCGGGCCGGGCCGGCGCCAUGUACGACUGCCUGGAGGCGCUGGCGGUGUCGCGGCAGCUCUACGACGUGACGAACCGCGGGGCCUGCGCGCUGCGCAAGGCGGGCUACGGGCCGCGCUGCGGGGCCCUGCCGCCCUUCGGGUGGCCGCCGCCGCCCGGCCGCCGCUCCGUGGAGACGCAGAGCACGAGCUCGGAGGAGAUGGUGCCCAGCUCGCCGUCGCCGCCGCCGCUGCCCCGCGUCUACAAGCCCUGCUUCGUCUGCAACGACAAGUCCUCGGGCUACCACUACGGCGUGAGCUCCUGCGAGGGCUGCAAGGGUUUUUUCCGCCGGAGCAUCCAGAAGAACAUGGUGUACACGUGUCACCACGACAAGAACUGCCAGAUCAACAAGGUGACGCGCAACCGGUGCCAGUACUGCCGCCUGCAGAAGUGCUUCGAGGUCGGCAUGUCCAAGGAAGCCGUGCGCAACGACAGGAACAAGAAGAAGAAGGACGUGAAGGAGGAGCCGGCCGACAGCUACGAGAUGACCCCGGAGCUGGAGGAGCUCAUCCAGAAGGUCAGCAAGGCCCACCAGGAGACCUUCCCCUCGCUCUGCCAGCUGGGCAAGUACACCACGAACUCGAGCGCUGACCACCGGGUCCAGCUGGACCUGGGGCUGUGGGACAAGUUCAGCGAAUUGGCCACCAAGUGCAUCAUCAAGAUCGUGGAGUUCGCCAAGCGCCUGCCCGGCUUCACCUCGCUCAGCAUCGCCGACCAGAUCACCCUGCUCAAGGCAGCCUGCCUCGACAUCCUGAUGCUGCGGAUCUGCACGCGCUACACCCCCGAGCAGGACACCAUGACCUUCUCGGACGGGCUGACGCUGAACCGCACGCAGAUGCACAACGCGGGCUUCGGACCCCUCACCGACCUCGUCUUCGCCUUCGCCGGCCAGCUCCUGCCCCUCGAGAUGGACGACACGGAGACGGGGCUGCUCAGCGCCAUCUGCCUCAUCUGCGGAGACCGCAUGGACCUGGAGGAGCCCGAGAAGGUGGACAAGCUGCAGGAGCCGCUGCUGGAGGCGCUGAAGGUCUACGCGCGCCGGCGCCGGCCCAGCAAGCCCCACAUGUUCCCCCGCAUGCUCAUGAAGAUCACCGACCUCCGCGGCAUCAGCACCAAAGGCGCCGAGCGGGCCAUCACGCUGAAGAUGGAGAUCCCGGGCCCCAUGCCCCCCCUGAUCCGGGAGAUGCUGGAGAACCCCGAGAUGUUCGAGGACGAGGCGGCGCGGCCCCCCCCGCCCCCGGAGCCCCCCAGCGCCGAGGACAGCCCCGCCGCCGGCCCCCCCGACUCGCCGUAGCCCCUCCCCCUCCCCCCCCCCGUGCCCGGGGGGAGGGGGGGGCAGGGGAGGGGGACGCUCACAACUGCCUUCCAGACCCCCCCCCCGCACUGUUGGGGGAGGGGGGGGGCAGCUCAGCUCCAGAGACUGACGGAGUCAAGCCCGGGGGGGGGGACCCCGUGGCACCAGCUAUUGCCUUAAGCCGGGGGGGGGGGGCGGCCCCCACCCCAACCUCAGCUUCAUGCCAAAGUCCUGGCACCCCCUCCGCCUCCACCCCCCCCCCCCCCCCGCCCUCCCCAGCCCUAGUGCUGGGGGGCAGCCGAGGGGGGGGGGCAACAACGGACAGGCAUCGCCCCCCCGCUUUCCCGAAAGACUGACGCCCCAUGCGUGCCCCCCCCAGGCUGUGCCCCCCCGCCCCCCCAGCGCCGAGCUGGGAGGAGCCCAGGCGUCCGGGACUUUAUUUAUUCGCGUCACAAGACGGAUGGAGACAGGGUGGAUUUGGGGAGGGGGGCACCCCCGUUCCCCCCUCCCGGGGGCACUGCUUGGGGGGAGGGGGAGUUUUUGGACAAAACCGCCUCCCCCAGCCGUAAGGGGGGGGCAUUUUAUUUGCUGUUUUCUUUGUAAAAUUGGGGAUCAAGGUGGGGGGUGGGAGGAGGGAGGGGCCGCUUGUGGGUUUUGCUUUCUAUGCUGGUGGGGUGGGGGGGUCCCCAAAAUCCCCCCCCCAGGCCCCCUCCCUAUUCCUUGGGCACAGAACACUAUAGAGACCAAAGAGGGGGGGCACAAGGUGAGCCUUCCCCCCCCCAAAAAAAAGCCCACCCCCCUGGGCUGCUACCGGGGGGGGGCCCAAGCCAUAGCUACCAGGACCCCCAUGCUGUGGGGGGCCCUGCCCCAUUUCCCCCUCCUGCGGCAGCUUUAUGGGGGGGGGGGGGGCGCAGCCUCGCUGUCCCUCAGCUGCCCCAGGGACCAAACUGCCCCCCCAAGUCUGUUACCCCCAGCCUCGUCGGGGUGGGGGGCUCUUUGCCCCUGCCCCUUGCAGCGCUGGAGCUGCCCCCCCAUUUCCACCCCCAUUUUGGGGGUGCAGGGCCUUAAGGGGGGGGCCCAUUACACUACACGCCGUGGGGGGCCCCCCCGGGGCAGCACUUUUCCCCCGUUAUUUAUUCCUUUGCGUUUACACCGGGGUCCCGGCCCGGGGCGGGGGGGGGCCCAGCCCGCUGUCCCUGCUGCCCCCGCCACCUGGGGUGGGUGGGGGGCUCGCACCCAUGUUUACAGCCCGCCCGGCCCGGGGUCCCUGCUGGCCCCCGGCUCCCCCCCCCUGCCCCGCCCCGGGGUGGGGGGGGGGGACACGGGACUUUUCUAUUUUUGCAAAAUAAAGUGAUGGAAACUCA